This is a messenger RNA of Penicillium diatomitis, 834 nucleotides long. RefSeq names its product carbon-nitrogen hydrolase family protein. Gene Ontology annotation, molecular function: hydrolase activity, acting on carbon-nitrogen (but not peptide) bonds, in linear amides. The transcript is spliced from 5 exons. NCBI's taxonomy places the organism in Eukaryota, Fungi, Ascomycota, Eurotiomycetes, Eurotiales, Aspergillaceae. The record is from RefSeq and is a predicted model, not a curated record. The coding region runs from base 1 to 834 and encodes 277 amino acids.
AUGGUGCUCGCGGACGAGCAGGCCGUUGGUCAGAUAUGUGCGACAGCAUGCAUCAAGUCUAAUCUCAUCCAGUGCCAGACACUGGUGCGACAGGCGGCUCACGCAGGUGCGAAGGUCCUCUUUUUGCCCGAGGCUUCAGAUUACAUUGCGACAUCAGCAGAAGAGUCUUUGGCGCUCGCUCAGUCCUCAUACUGCUCCCACUUUCUGUCCGCACUGAUGGAUGAUGCAAAGGACAAGGGCCUACACAUCAAUGUCGGCGUUCACGAAGUGGCCUCUGACCGCAGGCUCAAAAAUUCAUUGCUUUGGAUCGACGAUGAAGGCCGUAUCACUCAGAGUUAUCAAAAAAUACAUCUCUUUGACGUUGACAUCAAAGAUGGCCCCAUCCUCAAGGAAAGCAAGAAUGUCGAGCCCGGGCAGAAGAUUGUCCCUCCCUUUGAGACGCCAGUCGGACGUGUCGGUCUUGCCAUAUGUUUUGACUUGCGUUUCCCAGAAAUAGGCCUGGCAUUGCGUCGUCAGGACACCGAAGUAAUUACCUAUCCUUCUGCGUUCACUGUUCCCACCGGGAAAGCCCACUGGGAGUCUCUACUGAGAGCGAGAGCCAUCGAAACUCAGUCUUAUGUGGUGGCAGCUGCACAGGGUGGCCCGCAUAAUGAAAAGAGGCGCAGCUAUGGUCAUUCAAUGGUCAUCAACCCCUGGGGCGAGAUUGUGGGCGAAUUGGGUGACGAGUACGCAGAACCUCAGCUUCUGACGGCUGAUAUUGAUUUGGAUCUUGUCUCCAAGAUCCGGAAGGAAAUGCCCCUGCUGAGGAGGACCGACGUCUACCCGGAGAUUUGA